UUCACCUCGAAAUGACCCCUGGCUGUUGUGAAGAGCUUAAUUUGGCAGACCUGUCCAUACUUUUUCAUGGGUUGAAGGAGACCAUCCUUGAUCUCAUCCUGGCGCUCUAGCGGUAGGUGAGUCAAGUUGACCUUGGUCAGACUCUUUUCUGAGUUUUUUAUCGAAGGCGUGGCCUGAUAGUUGAUUCCUUCAUGAGUCAAUCCUUUUUCACACGCUUUUUUGGCAUCCGCGCUGUUCUUAAAUUUGGCUUCGAUCAGCCAAUUUCCUCUUCCGUUACCUCUGUACUCAUUGAUUGGGCGGAAGCCUGUAGCUUCGCCAAUCUCAUUUGUGAUCAAGUCGUAGACAUCAUCUUUGCUGAGGUUUGCGGCCUCGAUUUCAAACAGCACUGUAUUCGGGUGCAGGGCUCUCUUAAUAAUGGCAGCCGCUAGGUGGGCUCGACGUUCGUUUUCGAAGCCUUCUGCUUCGUACACUAUCUUGGUGAUAGUUUUGACAUUCGAUUUUUCUUACGUUGGCGAGUCAAAAUCGAUGGGAUUGUCAUCUCGCUACCCUUCUGACGAAAUCGGACCACGACUGAGUCGCUCUCCCAUCAGCAUUU
Umbelopsis ramanniana AG is the source of this 595-nucleotide messenger RNA. RefSeq lists its product as uncharacterized. Bases 192 to 428 code for a protein of 78 amino acids. The transcript has a single exon. Lineage: Eukaryota; Fungi; Mucoromycota; Umbelopsidomycetes; Umbelopsidales; Umbelopsidaceae. The record is from RefSeq and is a predicted model, not a curated record.